Oryza brachyantha (malo sina) is the source of this 1737-nucleotide messenger RNA. RefSeq names its product UDP-rhamnose/UDP-galactose transporter 6-like. Lineage: Eukaryota; Viridiplantae; Streptophyta; Magnoliopsida; Poales; Poaceae. Gene Ontology annotation, molecular function: antiporter activity; UDP-galactose transmembrane transporter activity. The transcript has 6 exons. The coding region runs from base 377 to 1375 and encodes 332 amino acids. The record is from RefSeq and is a predicted model, not a curated record. Gene Ontology annotation, cellular component: Golgi apparatus.
UGGCGUGGCAAGCUGUGGCGUGGCCAAAAGGUUCGUGCAAUGGAAAUAUUGAGGUUUAGUAACAAAAUUAUUUCUUAAAAAGUUUAAAAAAUAAAAAAAAUUCUGGAAUCGCUCAGCCACGUAGGACUGUAGGAGCAGAUCAUUCCUUUCGCUGCAAAAAAAUAAUAAGAAAAGAAAAAAAAAGAGUAAAAAUAAACAAACAACGCCUCCUCCUCGGCUUCCUCGUCGCGAGUUGGCCAACCAAGCCGCCGGCGCCGAUCUCCAUCCCUAGCAGCGGUGGCCGCCUGGCCGGCCGGCGCCCGCGCCCUACUGCUUCCACCGCCGGUCCGCCCCUGCCAAGUGUUAGUGUUGAUUUGAAUCCAGGUAAUCGAACGAAAUGAAUUCUCUAAGCAAAUCCGACAAGAAGAAGGUCCUAGAUUUUGCGGCAUGGGGUUUCAACAUCAGCACCUCCGUCGGAAUCAUCAUGGUCAACAAGGCCCUGAUGGCUACACAUGGAUUCAGUUUUGCUACAACAUUAACUGGCCUGCAUUUUGUGACAACCACCUUGAUGACUAUUGUGUUUCGGUGGUUAGGCCUCAGCCAGCCCUCCCACUUGCCACUACCAGAUCUGGCUAAAUUUGUGAUCUUUUCUAAUCUGUCUAUUGUUGGGAUGAAUGUGAGCUUGAUGUGGAACUCUGUGGGGUUUUAUCAGAUAGCAAAGCUGUGCAUGAUACCUGCAUCAUGUCUCCUGGAGGUUGUCUUCGAUCAUGUACGUUAUUCUCGGGACACAAAGCUGAGCAUAAUGGUUGUGCUUAUAGGUGUUGCAGUCUGCACAGUUACUGAUGUCAGUGUAAAUGCAAAAGGUCUGGCUGCUGCCGUUAUAGCUGUUUGGAGCACAGCUUUGCAACAAUAUUAUGUUCAUUUUCUCCAACGAAAGUACUCUCUGAACUCAUUCAACCUCCUGGGCCAUACUGCUCCAGCCCAAGCAGGAUCCCUUCUGCUAGUGGGGCCCUUUGUUGAUUUUUUGUUGACAGGCAAAAGGGUGGAUCACUUUGGUUUCACAUCGCUUGCUGUGUUUUUCCUCACUCUCUCAUGUGUCAUUGCCAUUGGUGUUAAUCUGAGCCAAUUCAUCUGCAUUGGUCGUUUUUCUGCCGUAUCCUUCCAAGUCCUGGGCCACAUGAAGACAGUGCUCGUCUUGUCGCUUGGGUUUAUUUUCUUUGGCAAGGAAGGUCUGAAUUUUCAGGUAGUCCUUGGGAUGAUCCUCGCUGUUGUUGGGAUGAUAUGGUAUGGAAACGCAUCAGCGAAACCAGGUGGCAAAGAGCGACGGAGCGUUCUUCCAGUAAGGUCUGAGAAGCUUAAUGGAGCAUUAGAGGAGAAGGAUGGCAAUGAGAAAUAGUACGUGAAAUUCUUUUGUGAAUUUUGUUGUGAUUGCAAGUAUGGUAUACAAAGAAAACCUGGCCUUUUGUUUUGUUUACUGCUGAAGGCUGAAGCCGCAGGUUUACCAUCUAGAAACUCAGGGUCGUCAUAGCUAUAGGUUACAGUUAAUAUACACUUGUCACAUUUUUCGUUCUCCUGUGCAUUUCUUAUGGGGGAGACGGCUGAUGUUCUACUGGGUUGCAAGACAGUUGUCCCAAAAGACAAAUGUAAUUGUUUGUGAUAACUCGCGGAUUUCUACAUUUCCAUCCAGAAUUUUGGAUCUGUACAGACUACAGUGUAGCAGUCUUUCGUAUUUGAAUAUAUGACGUCACUGAUUUUUUG